AUAUGAACUGAAGUAAAUCUAAACAAGGAAGAGGGCACUUAACUAUGCUGGCCAAAAUUCAUAAUCGUGUUUCUGGCUUAUUUGGCCUUAAUAAAGGGAUACAGCAAACGCAAGCCCCAUGUGUAAAAGAAACUGUGUACGGAUUAAAAACGUCCGAUUCAAAACCAGUCACUCUGAAGUCUGUUGAGACCAGUGUGACCAUUAAAGACUGCAUCGCAGACGUCGUGGCAACCCUGAAAUACAACAAUGACGAGUCAGCUCCGAUCUACACGGUUUUCACCUUCCCUCUGGGCGAUACCAUUGGCCUCUAUGGGUUUGAGGCCAGUAUUGACGACCGCAAAAUCGUGACGGAAGUACAGGAGAAAAACAAGACCGUAGACAUAGAGGAAGAAAAUACGAGGGACCACGUGUUUCAUUGCACGCUUGGAACGCUGCCAGCAGGAAAAGACGCUCGACUGAUACUGUCUUUCGUCAUAGAGUUGCCACACGAGGCUGAUGGUAGAGUGCGCUUCAUUCUUCCGUCAACGCUGAACCCACGCUACCAUACUGCAGGGUUCAAUGUGACAUCGGAUGAUGACACGCACGUGCAAUGGUGCACCGUGCCCUAUCGGUUAACUAUGUCCGCCAUCAUUGAGGGAUACAGCCAAAUCAAAUCUGUGAAAUCAGAGAAGCUCGAACUGAACGUUGAGGUUGAGCAGGGGGACAACAUUGCCGAGGUGACGCUAGCCGAGGAGUUCCGGUACGACCAUGACCUCACAUUUCACAUCGAGUACCACAAGCCGUUUGUGCCUCGGCUGAUUAUGGAAAGUGGAAACUCAGAGAAAGAUGGCAUUUUCAAAGACGACCUACUUUCGGUCAGUUUCCAGCCUGAGUUGAAGGAAAUGUUUACCUCUUCCGGGGGAGAGUUCAUUCUCAUAGUGGACCGUUCAAAGAGUAUGACCGGAAACCACUUGCAGUUUGCCAAAGAGGCGCUCUUGGUGUUUCUGAAGAACCUUCCUGCCAACUGUCUCUUCAAUAUCGUCAGCUUCGGCACCUCGUACGCCAGUCUCUUUCCAGGAUACUCGGUUUAUGACGUCACAUCCUUGAAGAAAGCUCUCGAGCUGCAACGGAGCAUGCAGGCCGACAUGGAGACAACCGACCUGUACAAGGUCCUGGAUCACGUGCUUAAUUUGGACGUGCAAAACCCACACCGAAAUAUUUUCCUGUUGACCGACGGAGAAGUGGACAACCAAUCAGAUGUGAUUUCUCUUAUAAAGAAACAAACAGACCAAAACAGAGUGUUCGUCCUUGGCCUUGGAUGCGCAUCAGCGUCCCUGGUUAAAGCUGUGGCCCGGGCGGGCAAUGGUAUCGCAGAAGUCGUUCACAGAAAAACACAGAUAGAGUCAAAGGUGAUGACGCUUCUCCAAUGUGCGAUUCUGAACACGGUAUCGGACAUACAGCUAGUAUGGGAACUGCCCCCUGACGUCACAUCCGUUAUCAUACCAACGGAACUCCCCAACGUGCUGACCGUGGGACAAAGGCUUCACUUUUUUGCCUUUCUUUCUGGAGUAACCGUCGGUAAAGCUACGGGUUCUCUGAAUUUGAAAGCGGUACAAAACAAGCACCCAUUAAACUACACCAUUCCCUUUGACAUGACUGCAAAAGCAUCAUCUACAAAGUCAAAGUUAGUGCAUCGCAUGGCAGCCAGAACGCAAAUUAUAUCGCUACAAGAGGAAGAGGCGUGCGCUUCAAAGGAACUUAAAGAUUGCGCUGAGUUCUACAUGCAAAACGACCUAACGUUGAAACAGAAAGAACUUCGGCAGCAAAUUGUAGACCUCAGUCGCCAUGGCAACAUAGGGUCAAACUUCACUUCCUUUUUGGCAUUGGAAUCGAACAGCCAAACUGUGUGCGGGAGUAUUGAACUCAGGACCCUAAAGGAGGCUGUUGAUGAAACUCCUGUUGUUAUGCGAAGGAAAUCCGAAACAAAAUCAACUGAACGUAAGAGUGUCCUCGACACUGUGAAACGCGCGGUUGGACUGCAGGACAGGCCAAAGCCUUUUAAAUUCUCGAGAAUGUCUUAUUCCCCAUCAGAGAUGCAACGCGCCAUGACUUUUGAAAAUGGUAGUCAAGGUGGUGAACGUUUGCCCAAAAGACCGAUGACUUGCAUAGAGCCCUCGAUGGCAGCGUUGACCCGCCGACAACAGGAAGCUCUUGACCAAGAUGACGAGCUGUUUCAAGUCGUCUACAGCCAAGAAUUGCCCGGCAACUGGUCUCCAUCAGCGCAGUUGAACGAUCUUAUGAACAUCAACGAUGACAAACUUAAAUCUAUUGAAACGAUACCGGGGUUGGUGCUGUUUAACGAUCGCGCGGAGGUUGUGUACACGUUGGCCGUGGUAACAUGGCUCCGGAAACGCAAGCAGGGCCGGAAGUGUGAGUGGUCGCUCAGCGAAAUGAAGGCGAAACUCUGGCUGGGCGAAAAGGGACUUGGGAAACCCUUGGAAGACAUUCUCAAAGAAGUUCAUGAUGUGAUAAUGAAAACAUAAUGUGCGGUUCAAGUGAAAAUAAACGACCAUGACAAGACCAUGACAUUUCUUCAUAGUAUCAGUUAACAGAAAUCUCUGAUGCCUCAGCAAAUAAGUGAUAAAAAUCUUCAAUUUGGGUUGAAUUAAUUAGUGCACAUUUUUUGUCUGUAAUAAUACAAACAUGUUUACACUCAUACAAUAAUUUGCUAAAUAAAGCACAUUUGAUAUAGAUUCAUUGUGACCUUAAGGAAGGCAUUUUUCUGUGCCGCCAUUUUCCUCGGAACUGUGACAUGCUUUAAACUAUACUGUAGUCUACUUACAUAUCAUAUCUAUUAAUUUUGUACACGUAAGCGCAUUCCUUUUAUUUUUGAAAUCGCAUUUAAUUACAUGACAUACCUAGUUGUCCGUAUACUAGUAUUUAAAGCAUAUUAUUAAACCAUUACGGAUAUUAGCAACUUAAACGUGCUAAAUAUAACAUUUAAGCGUUGUCAUUUGCUUACUAGUUGAUCUGUCUUAACAACCGCAAGACGUUAUUAUUGUAAUUAAAAAUUAUGCCGAUAACGUCAAAUGAUUGACGUAAAAAAACCGGAAAUAAUUUAUUUUUAUUUUAUAAGCAUGUUUUGUCAAAUAAGUGUUCGUUCUCAAAAGCGUGUGAUAGUCUGGCAUUCGUUAUUAUUUUUUCUGUAUGUGAUUGCACAUGUCCAAAGGUUCAAUAGCUAUAACAAAUUCAUGACAUCGAUGUAGUUGUCUAAUUAAUAAUAACGUAUAUUUUCGUAAUAGAUUAUGUGUUUUAACAAACGUUUCUGUUAUCAUGUAAGAUUCAUGUAUAUUUAUUAAUUAUAUAUAAUUUAAAAUCAUAUAUAAGUGUUCUUCGUUAAUUGUGAUGGAUUAAAGAUUUCAGUUAUAUAAUUAUACAGCGAUAUAUUUACUCUGGUGUUGGGCGUGUAAUGCAUCUGUCUCUGCACUUAUAUUGUUGCUUAUUAAAUAAAAAAACAAAACACUA
Dreissena polymorpha is the source of this 3504-nucleotide messenger RNA. RefSeq names its product von Willebrand factor A domain-containing protein 5A-like. The coding region runs from base 45 to 2522 and encodes 825 amino acids. The record is from RefSeq and is a predicted model, not a curated record. Lineage: Eukaryota; Metazoa; Mollusca; Bivalvia; Myida; Dreissenidae. The transcript has 20 exons.